AGGUGAUCCGCGAACGCGGAUGAACGCACCCUUUCCUUCAUACUCUGCGUAACGAAGGGAGAAGCCAUGUCGAAGCUACGGAUGCCGUACCAGUGCCUCCAGAGAUCUGGAAAUCUCCUGGUUGCGGCUCGGGGAUCAAGCAUUGAUUCCUUCAGUCUCCAGGACUACUCACUGUUGUCCACAUGGCGAUUCCCACCUGCACAAGAGCCCAGCAAUGGAAGGACAAGCCAAGAACCCACCAACAAGCUGCCGGCCGAAAAUUCAGAGUCUUCGGUCGACAUUGCUGUCGGCGCCGCGUCGUCCCCGCCAGCGAAGAGAAGAAAGCUCUCCGAUAGUGAGGGCUCUCAGAAGCCCGGCGAUGAGGGAAAGGGAAAGAAAAAGGCGAACAACCGGUCAGAUGCUGUGGCCAGUGGUCUUGAUGCUCCCGCCAUCACUGCUUUGGCUGCCACCAAAGGAGGUCGGCACGUGAUUGCUGCCACAAAUGAGGACAAGAGUAUCCGGGUCUUUGAGCAUGUGUUCAAACAGGAUGGGACACAUCAACUACGGAGUCUCAGUCAGCGCAUUAUGCCAAAACGCCCCUGUGCCCUAGCACUUACAGAAGACGACGCAACCAUAAUCGCCGCGGACAAAUUUGGGGAUGUCUAUUCUCUCCCAUUGUUGUUUUCAGAAUCGGAGAAUCAGACAGCAGCCAAUGGCUCCAGCCCGUCUUCUCAAGCUAGCGGCACCACGGCCCCCAAGCCUUUUGUACCAGCAGCCAGCGACCUCACUGUACAUUCGCAGCGGAAUCUCAAAGCCCUUGAGAAUCAGAAGAGACAGACGAAUCAACCCCCUGAGAAGUCAGAGCCCACCUUUGAGCAUAAGCUAUUGCUUGGCCAUGUCUCGAUGCUUACGGAUGUUGUACGCGUUUCUUUUCAAGGACGAAGUUACAUCAUCUCUGCAGAUAGAGACGAACAUAUUCGCGUCUCCCGAGGCAUUCCCCAGGCUCAUAUCAUUGAGGGGUUUUGUCUUGGCCACACAGAGUUCGUCAGCCGGUUAUGCGUUCCAGACGAAAGAUCCAACUUGUUGAUCUCCGGUGGAGGGGAUGACUAUCUGUUCGUCUGGAACUGGUUAUCAGGCACAUUGGUAUCAAAAGUCGAUCUUAAAGCCGCUGUUGAAGUUGUGAUGCGUGAUUUAGAGACGGAAAAUCACAGCAGUGGACCAGCAGAUCACGUGAAAGUUGCCGUGUCUGGUAUUUCACACGUCAGGUUACCUGGGGAAAAUGGAGUUGAAGACAUUAUCAUAGCUAUCUCUGAGGGUGUCCCAGCUCUCUUCGUCUUCCUCCUGACACCGGAAAGCCAUCUCAACCACAUUCAAACCAUUAGAUUACCCGGCAAUGCCCUUGCAGUUGUCAGCAUUUCAAGCACAAGCAGCUCAACCCCCAGUAAUGACAUCGUAGUAUCGAUAGAUAGCAUCCACAAGCCCGGCUCAACAACGGAUCGCAGGUCUGAUACCGACGAACCAGUUGAUCCUCUGCGUUUAUAUAGAUUCCAGGGGAGGGAGUUAGUUCCAGUCUCGACAUUGCAGUCGGGGGAUGGAGACGAAGCUCUUGAAAACGAGAAUCAACCUGGGAGACUGACAAAUUUGUUGUAUAACCUUGAGAAUUUGAGGAAGAGAGAUGGAGAGGCGAAGGAAGUUGAGUAGAAUAGG
Molecule: messenger RNA, 1686 nt
Organism: Amorphotheca resinae ATCC 22711
Lineage: Eukaryota; Fungi; Ascomycota; Leotiomycetes; Helotiales; Amorphothecaceae
Exons: 3
Coding region: 67-1680 (537 amino acids)
Biological process (GO): RNA (guanine-N7)-methylation
Cellular component (GO): nucleus; cytosol; tRNA methyltransferase complex
Molecular function (GO): protein binding; tRNA (guanine(46)-N7)-methyltransferase activity
Source: RefSeq, a predicted model, not a curated record